This is a messenger RNA of Fraxinus pennsylvanica, 414 nucleotides long. The record is from the annotation of a GenBank genome assembly. Lineage: Eukaryota; Viridiplantae; Streptophyta; Magnoliopsida; Lamiales; Oleaceae.
AUGCAAUAUCCUUUUUCCUUUUUGCUGCAUACUGUUCUGCCCCCAGUUCCUUCUGUGAAUGUAAUUUUGGGAACCACAUCAUCAAAUCCUGCCUGUUGGAAUGGUUUUAUCGAGACUGAAGUCCCUGCAAAUAUUCGGCAAGGAACAUUAAUCUCUUUUGUUCCAGAGUUUGUAAAUCAUGUACUCCAUGAUAAGAGCCUUUACCAGAAAGGGUACGAUGCUUCAGGAGAAAAUGAUGAAGAGAAGUCGGAUGAGCUAGAAUUUUCGGAUGAUGAAAAGGAGGUCGAGUAUAGAAGGAUGCUUAAAAUGAAGAAAAGGGGCACAAAUGACCCAAAGCUUGGAACGAAGAAAAAGGAUAAAAAGCAAUUCAAAAAUCGAUCUGGCAACUGGAACUGCAAUCAAAAGUUUACCUAG